This is a messenger RNA of Pestalotiopsis fici W106-1, 1044 nucleotides long. RefSeq lists its product as uncharacterized. Gene Ontology annotation, biological process: steroid biosynthetic process. The transcript is spliced from 3 exons. Lineage: Eukaryota; Fungi; Ascomycota; Sordariomycetes; Amphisphaeriales; Sporocadaceae. Gene Ontology annotation, molecular function: 3-beta-hydroxy-Delta5-steroid dehydrogenase (NAD+) activity. The record is from RefSeq and is a predicted model, not a curated record. Bases 1 to 1044 code for a protein of 347 amino acids.
AUGGCUCCAGUGGACCCUCAGCGCAAAGGUCGGGUGCUUGUGACUGGCGGCAAUGGCUUCAUCGGUCAUCAUGUCGUCCGGGAGCUCCUCGAAAAGACGCCGCAUCAAGUAGAAGCUACCGUGCAGAGUUCGCAAAUGUCCGCACACCUGCAAGCAGUCCAUCGCAACCACCCGCGACUCACGAUGCACGUGGUGCCAGACAUUACCAGGGCCGACGCCUUUGUACAGGCAGCUCAGCAUUGCCAUGCUAUUAUCCAUCUAGCAGCACCUCCAAUGACGACAGGCUCAGACUUUGAAAACGACUUGGUUCUCCCGGCUCUCCAAUGUGUCCAGGUCAGGAUUCAGGCCAUUUGCCAUGCGGCUGACGCGAAUGAGAGCGUGACCAGGUUAGUAUACUGCAGCAGCUUUGCGGCCGUUUUUGACCCAUCGCCAUCGGGAUCACUGCCUAGCAAGGUAUAUACAGAGGAUGACUGGAAUCCGACAACGUAUGAACAAGCCAGCAAAGCUCCCGAGUUGAUGCUUUCAUAUCAGGGUAGCAAGGCGCUGGCUGAGCGCGAAGUGAGGAAAUUGUGCAGAGAACAGAGCAAGUGGGAUUUGGUCACGAUUUGUCCCGGCAUUGUCUUUGGCGCUCCUGUUGAUGGCUCAGUCGGCACCGUUCAGGAGCUCGCCCAGACUAACGCGGCUCUUUGGGAUAUGUUUGAUAAGAAGGAUGUUCCGCAGACUACAGUACCGAUAUGGACAGCAGUCACGUCACUUGCCGAGGCCCAGAUCUCUGCGCUCUCGUCCUCAAAGGCCGGUGGAGAGCGGUUUCUGGUCGUCAAUGGUGCUUAUGAGAACCAGGAACUCUGUGACUACCUGAUUUCAUCAGAUCUUGAUGAAGAUAGCAAGAGCAGAGUGCCCACGGGUAAUCCAGGUCAUCGUAGCAACCACUGGAAGGCUGAUGGUAGCAAAGCCGCGGAAUCUUUGGAAUUCUCCAAGCCAACAUUAAAAGAUACAAUUGUUGGCGUGAGAAAUUACCUUUUCCGGCUGGCGAAAAGUGCUUGA